Astyanax mexicanus (Mexican tetra) is the source of this 584-nucleotide messenger RNA. It is a transcript of the gene rps16, whose product is annotated as ribosomal protein S16. NCBI's taxonomy places the organism in Eukaryota, Metazoa, Chordata, Actinopteri, Characiformes, Acestrorhamphidae. The coding region runs from base 102 to 542 and encodes 146 amino acids. Gene Ontology annotation, molecular function: structural constituent of ribosome; RNA binding. The transcript has 6 exons. Gene Ontology annotation, cellular component: cytosolic small ribosomal subunit; ribosome. The record is from RefSeq and is a predicted model, not a curated record. Gene Ontology annotation, biological process: maturation of SSU-rRNA from tricistronic rRNA transcript (SSU-rRNA, 5.8S rRNA, LSU-rRNA); translation.
CUGUGUGUGUUCAGUAGUGGUAGAGGAAGGCGCUGCCCCUGCUGUAAGGCUGGGAGACCCCGAGGUUCGGCCUUUUUCCGCGCGGCGCUGUGUGAGGAAACAUGCCGGCCAAAGGACCCAUCCAGUCUGUGCAGGUCUUCGGACGCAAAAAAACAGCCACCGCUGUUGCCCACUGUAAGAGAGGAAAUGGACUGAUUAAAGUGAACGGCAGACCCCUUGAGAUGAUUCAGCCAGCUACCCUCCAGUACAAGCUGCUGGAGCCCAUUCUGCUGCUGGGAAAAGAGCGCUUCGCUGGCGUUGACAUCAGAAUCCGUGUGAAGGGUGGUGGACACGUCGCACAGGUCUAUGCUAUUCGCCAAGCCAUCUCCAAAGCCCUGGUUGCUUACUACCAGAAAUUUGUGGAUGAGGCUUCCAAGAAGGAGAUUAAGGACAUCCUGGUUCAGUACGAUAGGACCUUAUUGGUUGCGGACCCACGUCGCUGCGAGUCCAAGAAGUUCGGUGGACCCGGAGCUCGUGCCCGCUACCAGAAGUCUUACCGUUAAACUAUUUGUGCAUAUUUCGUACAAUUAAAAAUGAGAAAAUAA